AUGCUGCAGUGGUCAGGUCAGAUUCAGCCUCAGCUGUGGUUAUGUCUGCAGGGCUCGGGGCCGGAGGCUGAGAGGCAGAGGGAGAGCAGGCAGCUGCUGGAGAAGCAGAGGCAGGUUGUGAAGGCUCUGCAGUCCAACUGCGCAGCAGCACAUAGCAGAGCCCAAGCAGCCAUGCAGAGGGAGCAGCAGUGUGAGGAGCCCAGUCUACAAAGGGAGCAGCAGUGUGAGGCCAGACAUGAGAGAGAGCAGCAGUGUGAAGACGCCAGACCACAGAGAGAGCAGUGCAAGGAGGCCAGACUGCAGCCUGUGAUGAAGACGCACCACAAACGAACAUCCAAGGAGAGGUCUGAGAGACAGAACCUAAAGUCUAUACUCGGGGAGGAUUUGAAAGAGCAGCAGCUGUUCAGGAGGAAGCAGAAUCCCCAGGCUGUGGAGGGCUGCCAACCUGGGGGCACAGUGCCCCCUGCAUUAUCCGUGCCCUCGCCACCUCUCUAUCUAAGAGGAGACAGCAGUGACAGCAGUGACAGCAGUGACAACCAGGACACGACAGCCCCUGAGCACCCGCAGCAGCAGGAUGAAGAGGAUCAAGACGAGGCUGCUGGAGGAGACCUGGAGCUCCCCGAGUUCAGUGGCAUGUGGGCCCACGGCUAUAAGGACUUUGAAGUGAAGCAGCGGUACAAGAGGAAGGUGGUUCUGACCAAUGUGAGUUACAGCUCUAGUGAGUGCAGGCUCACGGGGCUGUCAGCCGCCCUCAGCAGCUGCAUGUCUGUUAGGGUCAUCUGCUCCCCCAAGAAGAGUCAGGUGGAGGUGGACUCGGUGGAUGUGGACUUGGGCUCAUCUGUGGUGGGGGAGACUGUGACCCGCUCCAUUACUCUUACUAAUCGUGGAGCUCUGGGCUGUGAGUUCAAGCUGGAUAUGGGGGACCAGGGAGAGCAGAGGUCUGUCCCACCCCUCAGACCAAUGGUGACUGAAGGCUUCAUUGGGCCUUUCCAGAGCAUCAAACUGGAGCUGGCGUUCAAAGGCACCGUUCCUGGAGUCACCACACACACCGUCUACAUCCACAGCUCAGACUGCAGCCGGCGGAUCCUGGUCCAGGUGAAGGCCACAGUGGUCAGUGUGCCUGUGUGGGCCAGUCCCAGUGACGUGGAGAUGAAGAUCUGCCUGUGGGACGAGUGCUACCACCACUGCCUCUGUGUGCAUAGCCGAGCCAGCACAGCUCUAAGGCUGACAUUUGAGGUGGCUCCAGGGCUGAGGAAGUACAUGGAGGUAGUCCCAAAGACAGGCUUUGUCCAGGCCCAGUCCAGCUUCAAAGCCCUGCUCAAGUUCCAGCCCAGACGCUCUCUUGUAGAAGAGGCAGGGAAGAUGUUCGACCAAGACACAGGCGUGCUGGAGACCCCUGUGGAAGUACAUGUGGCAGGACAGACUGUACGUGUCACGGUCAGUGCUGUGCUGACCUGCAGUGACCUGACCUUGGACACACAGGAGCUGGACUUUGGCCCAUGCUCAGUGCACCAGGCCAUCCGGAGCAGUGUGUACCUCAGCAACAUGUCCCUCCUGCCCCAGGACUAUGGCUUCUGCAGGGUUCCUGAGUUUUUGGAGGUGCUGCCUCAUGACGGCUUUGGCACACUGCUCCCACAGGAGACUCGAAGACUUGACGUAGUCUUCAGACCCAGGAGAGCACAGGACUACAGCUGCCAGCUCUACUGCAGGACAGGACUGAGCCGGGAGCUGAAGCUAGCCUGCAGAGGGAUAGGAGUGCGCCCUCCUCUGAAGCUCUCUCACACUUCGGUACAGUUUGGAGCGACAGUGGUUGGUCAUGUUUCCUCUGCUCUGGUUCACCUGAUCAACACUGAAGCACUCCUUUCCGCUGCUGGGCCCCGUCUCUUCAGCUUCCAGGUGCCUGACCACUCCAUGGUCAGUGUGUGCCCCUGCACCGGCCAGCUUCAGCCUGGAGAGCACUGUUUGAUCCAGCUGACGUUCAGGCCCUCACUGUGUGAAGCAGAGAAUGGCUCAGACACAGGGACUCAAGCUGAGGUAUCUCCAGCAGAGGGCAGCAGAGCAGUGCAGCGUGAGAGCCCUGCAGGGCUGCCUCAGAGUCAGCACCAUGGGCACCUCACCCUGACCUGCUGUGUGUCAGAUGCUACCUCUGGGAGCUCAGAGCAGGCCCCUUCCUGGAGCCCCUUGAACAUGUUGUGGUUGAUGCUGCAGUACCCUAUCAUACAGCCCCCUCUGCUGGUGACCAGUGGGACUUCAGUGACCUUCCAUCCUGUUGCAGUCGGAGAAACUGCCCUGCACAAGUGUUUCGUUCAAAACAUUUCUGAGGAGUCUUUAGAUUUGGGCUCCUCACUGCUCUCUGUGGAGGGGGCAUUCUCCGUGGUGAACGCCCUGCGGCCCCUCGCACCUGGUCACACUCACACACUGCUGCUGAGCUUCUGCCCAAGGAAAGCCAUGAAGUACUGUGAGCAGCUGGAGCUGCGCAGCCAGCGGGGCUCUCUGUGGCUGUGCCUUAGGGGGCAGGGCCUUCAGUCAGAGGUUUCCUGCUCGACCUCUGACCCCGAGAUGGACUUUGGCCAUGUCUUGCUCAACGACCGCUGCAGCCGCACUGUGACACUCCAGAACACCUCAGCCGUAGAGGUGGGAUAUAGGACCCUUCUCUCCAGCCAGACUGCACCCCUGGUGGCCCCGCCACCCCCACUUGUGUCAGGUGAUUGUGGUGAGAGUGUGUUCACCGUGCAGCCAGCAGGGGGCAGGCUUUCUCCGGGACAGAGUGUGGACUUGCGCAUUUGUUUCCACCCCAAAGCAGAGCGAGAGUUUAGAGCCCGUCUCACUGUGCAACUAUCCGACCAGAGUGUAGUGUGUGAGACAGACCUGCAGGGCGCAGCGUGGUCCAAAAGCAUCUUUGUGAGUGGAGGAGACCGUCUCUGCACUCAGGCCCCUGGGACAGCCACGCCCCCAGUGAGUGAGGCCUCCCCAAUGCUGGUAACCCUGACUGGUGCAGGGGCAGGCUCCAAGGGCUCUGUGGUGCGAGAGCUGAAGGUGGGCUAUGUCCGCUCUACACUGCCCAACAAGAAGAACGUAGAGUUUGUGUGGGAGGAUUCUGGAUGUCUUCAGGGACACGGCUUCAGCAUUGAGCCCAGUCGAGGAGCAGUGGAACCAGGCACCACAUGCACUGUGAGCCUCACGUGGACUCCCCCUGCUGGAUACAAGCCCCACGACGUGCUGCAGAGCCAUGUGUUUCUGAGAGCCAACUCAGUCACACUGUACAAUGUCACACUGAUGGGCAUGUUCUCCUCCUGA
This is a messenger RNA of Knipowitschia caucasica, 3297 nucleotides long. The record is from the annotation of a GenBank genome assembly. NCBI's taxonomy places the organism in Eukaryota, Metazoa, Chordata, Actinopteri, Gobiiformes, Gobiidae.